This is a messenger RNA of Exaiptasia diaphana, 593 nucleotides long. Its product is annotated as cytochrome b-c1 complex subunit 6, mitochondrial. The transcript is spliced from 3 exons. Gene Ontology annotation, biological process: mitochondrial electron transport, ubiquinol to cytochrome c. Lineage: Eukaryota; Metazoa; Cnidaria; Anthozoa; Actiniaria; Aiptasiidae. Bases 62 to 400 code for a protein of 112 amino acids. The record is from RefSeq and is a predicted model, not a curated record.
AUUCCUUUGGACAUUAGGGGCUUGGGGCUUACCGGUASAUCUCUCUCGCGUGGAAGUCAAGAUGGCGGUCGACAACGAAAAUGAACAUAGGGAUGAAGAAUUAAACGAAGAAACGACCAACGACGACCCUGAAGAAGACGAAGAGCAAGAAGAAGGAGGGGAAGACGAGGCUGAAGAAGACGAGGAGGAUGAGGAAGAAACCGAAGAUCCGAUGGAAAGUAUACGUGAAAAAUGCGAAGAAAAGCCYGAGUGCUCAAAGCUGAAAUUGGACUUCUCUAACUGCGAAGAACGUGUUAGCAGUAAAUCCAAUACCGCCGAGACUUGUGCUCAAGAAUUAUUAGAUUUUCUUCAUUGUCGGGAUCAUUGUGUUUCAAAGAAUUUAUUCCACAAACUCAAGUGAUGCAGUUGUACAAUGUUAGGCCUUAUGUAAAGCAACAGUAUUUGUAAUUCAUUAUACACAAGAUUGCAGCUCUCUUCACAUGUUCUAAAAUGGAUGGUUUUUUGGUAUACCACAAUAACUUUAAUUGUGUAUGAUCAUUUUAUGAUACAUUGUGUGGACUUUUAUGAAUAAAUAAACAUUUAUGAUUGAUUUU